This is a messenger RNA of Hypoxylon trugodes, 1203 nucleotides long. RefSeq lists its product as uncharacterized. Bases 288 to 1064 code for a protein of 258 amino acids. The record is from RefSeq and is a predicted model, not a curated record. The transcript is spliced from 3 exons. NCBI's taxonomy places the organism in Eukaryota, Fungi, Ascomycota, Sordariomycetes, Xylariales, Hypoxylaceae.
CUCAUUGGUAGUCGGAUGUACUUGAACUGUGAGAUGGAUCAAGAAGCUUGACCAACCUCACCUCACCUCGAUUUCUCCCAGGUUCUAUUCUUUUUUUCUUCUUUUUUCCUUUGUGUCAGCUUCCGCCGACAUUUCCAACGACUAUCCAUACACAACCAUCAAAAUUCACUCGUAUCUUCACAUCAUCACCAAUUCUUUUUCGCACAAUUCGUCAAAAUCGACCCUCAACAAAGCUAUCGUAUCCAUACUGUGCGCACCUUUCAGCUAGUUCUUCUGACGUCAUCAAUAUGGCCGACAUUAACCCCAACGGCAACGAAAAAGCUGUGGAUGGCGCAGCGACAGUUCCUGAAUCGCAACCCAGCGUCCCGCCUGUCGUUAAGGUCCCGGCGAACGAAGGAGAAAAAUCCAUAGAGCCAUCGAUCACGACUGAUACCGCCAAGGCUAGUGCGGCUGAUGAGCCCAAAUCCGAGCCCGCCGCUCAGAAUGAUGCGACCACUGACUCCAAAGAGGAGCCGACCAAGAAGAUCGACGAAGCUGACAAAUUGGCUUCGCAGCCAGAAAAGCCAGCCGAUUCUGCUCCUACAGAACCUGCUACUACUGAUGCUGCGACAACUGAUGCCCCUGUGGUUGCUAACGGCGACUCCAAGGACCCUCCUAAGCCAGUUUCGGUUGAAGAGGUCCACGACCAGGAUAUGCCGGACGCGGCCCCAUCCAAGCCCACCGAAGCGAGUGGCGCACUUCCCGUCCAAGAACCAAAAGAUGAUGCACCAAAAGCGGAUGCAGCCCCAAUUACCACCGACUCUGCCAAAACGGAACCCAGCACCGGGGAUAAGCGAAAAGGCGAGCCUGAAGCUAAGGUAUCCAACGGUAAUACCACCGUCGAAGAACAUUCCGAAGCGCCAGCAGAGAAAAAGCAGAAAACUAAUGGUGCUGCCACUAACGGUGCUCCUAAGAAGGCUGGUCGACCGAAGAAGGAUAAGAGCGAGAAAAAGGCACCUGCAGCAGCCGCACCGCCCGUAGGUAGGACAGCGAGGAAGACUCGAAGCCAGGGCGCCGCCGACUGAACCGCAACGUAACUGUAAAUGGAAAAAAGCGAAAUAUAAAAACCCCGGUUGGUUCUUUUUUCUCCCUCUUUAGCACGUUGGUUCGGAAAUUAUUACUUCUCCUAUACCUUUCGGUUUGGGAUUCUUGGGGGGGCGCUUU